Messenger RNA from Trichobilharzia szidati, 1523 nucleotides. NCBI's taxonomy places the organism in Eukaryota, Metazoa, Platyhelminthes, Trematoda, Strigeidida, Schistosomatidae. The record is from the annotation of a GenBank genome assembly.
AUGUCUACCUAUGAUCGGUUUUUCGCUAGAAGCUUGGCUAAAUACACAAACCCACAAAUCGUACGUAGAGAUGUUACUUCUGCCCUGGAGGCUUAUAAGGAGCUACGUCCUAAAUUUGAGGAUUUCAUCCACAAUGACGGAACUACUCGAAAACUCGUAAGCCUGGAUGGCACUAUACCAGUCCGCUAUAUGGGCUCCACAUAUAACAUUCCGAUUGCUAUAUUUCUGUUUGAAGUCUAUCCAAACAAGUCCCCGAUGGUGUAUGUAAGACCUACAAACACUAUGCAGAUUAAACCAAGUGACUUUGUUGACAGUGCUGGCCUUGUUCAACUACCAUACAUGACAGACUGGAAGCAUCCUGACACAGAUCUUAUUGGAUUGAUAUCAGUACUGCAAAUUGUAUUCGGUGAGAAGUCUCCUGUAUUUUCUAAAUCUGCUCCUCUGUCGAAACGACAAAGCUCAAACGCCCAGUUGAAUCCUCCAUUUGUUGGUUCAGUGGCUUAUCCAGGUGCUUUACCACAACCUCCGAUCCCUGUUGCAACAAAUGGCAAAGGUUCAAAUAUGUAUUUACCACAAAUCGGUGCUGGUUGGCAGAUACCCGGUCCUGUACCCCCUGUCGCUUCUAUGCCUAUGCCUCAGUUGCCGAAUUUCGCCAGUCCUUUUACACAGACCUCAAAUCCAAAUAUAUAUCCCAUGCCUGGUCAAAGUGUACCAUUGCCGGUAGGCCAAGAUCAUUCUACACCGGCCAAUAUGCCGUAUAAUUCUGGCACCCUUAACGAAGAACAACUAAGAGUAUCUUUAUUAACUGCUGUUGUGGAUCAAGUUCGCAGAGUACAGAAAGAAUUGAUCUAUCAACAUCAGGAUGAUUUACAGGCUAUACGUCAAACACAGACAGGUCUAUUCUCUGGUGGUCAAAAAGUUCAAGAAAUGAUCAGUAAAAUGCAACAAGAAAAAGAACGUGUGAAUGCAGAGAUUGAGUCAUUGAAAAGAAAAACUAAAGAUUUAGAAGAGACAUCAGAGAAAUUACGAAAAUCUGACUGCAACUUUGUUGUCGAUGAAGCUGUGGAUACAACUGCACCACUCUAUCGUCAAUUGGUGGUUUCAUUCGCUGAAGAGCAAGCAAUUGAAGAUGCUAUUUACUAUCUUGGUGAAGCAAUGGGUAAAAAUGUAUUGGAUGUAGAAGUAUACUUGAAGAAAGUACGAGAAUUAUCCCGUAGACAGUUUAUGCUGCGUGCUACUGUUCAGAAAUGUCGUGAGAAAGCAGGUCUACCGCUGUUUUGAAUACUGCCCAAUUUGGAUUUCAUAGAUAUAUACAUAUAGAUGUUUUUUGUAAACUAGCUGAAAAUAUUCCUGUUGUGAUAACGGUGGCUAUCUUUCUCUUAUUCUCUUUUACAUAUUGUAUUCAUCGGAUAUAUAUAUAUAUAUAUAUAUAUAUGCAAAAGUUGAAUAAUUUGUGUACGUACACUGCCACUGUGCAAAGAAAUACCAUGUAUGUUUUAAGACAGGCACAAUGAGACCUUUCC